AACUGAACCCUGCAGUCAAGAUGGCGGCGCCCGUCAGGACGAUGUGCUGCUCAGUGUUGAGACUCUCCAGCAGACAGUUCAGCACAACGCGUGCAGUACAAAUUGGAGGGGAAUGGAGAAAAGAACAUGGACUCGCCAGAAACGGGUCAGAAUAUGGACCUAUGACAGAUCUUCCUGAUUGGUCUUUUGCAGAUGGACGCCCAGCUCCUCCAAUGAAGGGUCAUCUGAGAAGGAGGCAGGAGAGAGAAGUUUUAGCUAGGCGUAUUGUGAUGCUGAACUCUGAGAUGGACAAAGGGAUGGAGGCGUGGAAGGAGAGGCAGGAAGAGGCCAAACGGACGGAGGAGUACAAACGGUCGCUUUUACUCAAACCCAAAGGGAAACUAUUAAUAAAGCAGAAAUCCAAGAGUUAGGAACACACAUCCACGUUCUAUUUCCUGUUUCCGUACCAGCUACUUCCUGGUUAAUGUCUUGGGAGGGCACACCAUCACGGGACACAGAUUAUCACUUAAAUCACAUUGUGAUAUCCUUAAUAAUGUAUUUAUCCAAUGUUUUGGCUUUUCUCUGACUUUAUUUAUCAGAGGUUCAUAAAAUAAAUGUUUGAUUCAUAUUGUUUUAGAG
Molecule: messenger RNA, 618 nt
Organism: Nematolebias whitei (Rio pearlfish)
Lineage: Eukaryota; Metazoa; Chordata; Actinopteri; Cyprinodontiformes; Rivulidae
Gene: mrpl52
Product: mitochondrial ribosomal protein L52
Exons: 5
Coding region: 21-410 (129 amino acids)
Biological process (GO): mitochondrial translation
Cellular component (GO): mitochondrial large ribosomal subunit
Molecular function (GO): structural constituent of ribosome
Source: RefSeq, a predicted model, not a curated record